Molecule: messenger RNA, 2586 nt
Organism: Penaeus chinensis
Lineage: Eukaryota; Metazoa; Arthropoda; Malacostraca; Decapoda; Penaeidae
Product: carbohydrate sulfotransferase 11-like
Exons: 6
Coding region: 13-1338 (441 amino acids)
Biological process (GO): carbohydrate biosynthetic process
Cellular component (GO): membrane
Molecular function (GO): sulfotransferase activity
Source: RefSeq, a predicted model, not a curated record
GCAAGGACUAAAAUGUCUGCCUCUUCUACUACGUUUUCCGGCCUGGCGAGGAAAUUGACAUAUUUAAAGCGCAGUGGUUUGCUAUGGUUUAUCGGUGUCGUAUCGCUGAUGCUGGUGGCCCACAUGAGCCUGGCCAGAAUGCAAAGCACAAACUCCUGGACCCUUAUCAGUGAAAACAGCCUUCCCUUGCCGCCACCAGAAAACGCGCAUGUUUGCGGCGAAACGUGCAUCGAAACAUUUAUAGACGAGUUUAUUAUGGCCAACACGAAUUACGAAGACGGCGCAGCUAAGGAGGCAGCAGCCUUAGAUGACAGUAAACAGGAUGAAGAGACGGACGAAAAGGACGAGACGGAGGAAGGCGAAAUCAUCAUGCCGACCCGAGGUCGAGACAAUAAGAAAAAUAUUUACAAGAAGGACACAGUGCGAGAAGUAACCUGGACGGAGGAGAUGUCCAAGGCGCGAGAGGCUGUGCUGGAGGCGCGUCGCAGCGAAGUCGAGGAGCGAUGCCGGAGCUUGAACAACAGCGUCUUCUUGCCGUCUAAGGAAUCGGUGUACAACGUCCUCCGCUGGGUCACCGAGCACGACUUCGUGUGGUGCCCCAUCUUCAAGGCCGCGUCAACAUCGUGGGUCAAGAACCUCCUGCUUUUGGCCAAAGAGCGAUUCGUAGACAUGAGUCUCCACGGAAGAGUCCGGGAGCUUUACCCGCCGCCGGAGACCGAAUCGGAGAAAAAGAAGGUUCUGGAAGAAAACAUGAAGCUUAUGAUUGUAAGGCAUCCGCUGGAACGUCUUCUCUCGGCUUACAGGGACAAGAUGCUAAGGAUAAGACGAGCCAACGACCCUUUCCGUAAGAUGCAGCUGGACAUCGCCAAACGAUACCCGGAUCCUACUCCUCAGCCCCCGGCGCCCCUGACGUCCCCCUCGGGAGAAAAAGAAAUCCAUCCUACCUUCACGCAGUUUCUGCUGAGGGUGCAGGACGACCUCCAAAGACUUUGGAAGAAGAAGGGCAAGUCGCAGGUCAACCUCCACUGGCGGCCGUUCUGGUUCGUGUGUUCCCCGUGCGAGAUUCAUUACGACGUGAUCGCACACGUCGAGACCAUGGAUGUAGAUAACGAAUACGUUAUUCACAAACUCGGCCUCCAAGACGUCUUAGUGAAUGUUCACACUCAUGCCUCGAACUUCGACGCCUACAACGACACCAGCGCGGCGUCGAAGGACUACUUCCGCCAGGUGCCUUACUCUCUCCUGAAGGACAUCGUGCGCCUCUAUCAGCCAGACUUCACCCUUUUCGGUUAUUCCCCCGACGCCUACCUCAAGCUGGCCUGGCGAGACGACCGCUGAUUGUCGUCACAGCAUAGUUUAUUAUCAUUUUGUGAUAUUUUUUCUCACGUUGUUGAUCAUGAUUUUCAUGUGACAUAGAAUCACCAUUAGCUUUCAGUGAGUUGUGUGUCAGUUUAUAGAUCAUAUUCUACUUUUUAUACAAUUUUGGUCUUGGAAAUAUGACAACAGUUGUAUUAUGUCGAAGGUUGAAGUGACAAUAACGUCUAAUUACCAAUACUUUGCAAGGUCGGACGUGGGCAAGGCACUAAUCUUAUAGCAUUCAUAUGAACCGCCCCCUUUAAAACACUGCGUUCCAUCCCUUUCCUUCAUCGGCAAUCAACUCCUACUCCGUACAUAUGCAUCUCAUUUACGCCAUGCGGGUGUGUACUGUCUGUACAUGUAGUAUGAGGACACAGAUAUUACACGUUCAACUACUCUUUAUUAUAAUAUACAUAUAUAUAUAUAUAUAUAUAUAUAUAUAUAUUUAUAUAUAUAUAAUGAUAAAAGAUUUCCCAGAUUUAACGAAAUAUAAGAUAUAUAGCAUGGGACGCUUAGCUUUAAAGUAUUGUAGGACAAAGACAAUCUUUAUUAGUUAUUAAGUCUCGCAUAUGUAGGGAACAAUAAAUAGGUGAAAUUCUGACACUUUACUGGGUAAAUGGAAGGGACUACGAAAUGACCAGGCAUGGUAGUAAUUUUGAGGGCAUUAUAACCUAUGAAUAUUCUUCACAAGUAAUAAAAGGUACAAUAUACUGUGCUAAAUGUCUGCUUCCUCUAACAAAGUACAAGGUAUAAACAACAUUACGUCGAACGAAAUACAAAUGUCUAAAGAUUCAGUGCUGGGUCUUAAUGUUGGCAAUUGGCCCUGAUUUUAUGGCUGUUCGUAGACUUGCCUUUUCUCUGAUACAUCCAUAUAUCAAUUCAAGCAAAGUGGGAAAGACAUUCAUAGUAAAAAAAAAAAAAAAAAAAAAAAAAUUAGAGUAUACCCAUUUGUUGUAUUUUGCAAUGAAUAGCUACGAACAGUGAAAGCUCGUGGACAGUUCACUCAUAUAUUAAUGAUGUAUUUGUGUAUUUAUCCAUUUUCGUAUUCUCCGGUGACUGAGAUUAUUUUCCGUAUUUGUUGUUUUGUGAUUUGGUUAACGUGGCACCAAGUACUUGAAAUACAUAAAUGAUGAUCUGUUAUCUAUAUAUAUAUAUAUUUUUACAAUAGCUAUAAAUCUUGAUUGUUUUCCUAUAAUUUGUUUUUUCUUGAAUAUCCAUUUCUCAUCUCCA